AUGGACAGUUAUAUUUUUGGCCAACAUCUCGAACAAUGCAAUUCCGUGGAAGAGAAAACCAGCUAUUUGGAGAUUUUCAACUACUCGGACCCUGAGUAUGACACAUGUGAAGAACAUGCUUUGCUCACGGAUGAUGACUUUGAUAACUUCGUCCGUCAAACUGGCACCUUCUCCCCCGAUCCAUUACCAGAGGGAGUGAAGUUACAGGAUGGCAUUCGUUUAAUCGUCCAAAAAGAUGCUGUCCACGUCAAUACAUUUGCACCGCUUUACAUAUCAUUGAAGAAGGAGUCAUAUGAAUUGAUGGUGAGAGCAUGGCAUCUUCCAUUCCGGGCGAUUGAGGGCAGUAGUCUUGUUGGUCCGUUUUUCUGGUGUUCUCACGAUCAGAAUGAAGAUGAUCGCCAUCUACAAAUCAUCUUUCGAAAAUCUGAUGUGAGGAAGAAGGGUAAAACUCGAGGAUGGGAAAUUAUGCUCUCGUAUUCGUAUAAGACAGGCAUCACCUCAGGGUUUGUCAAGGGUACAGAGUCUUCAGAUAUUGUGAACUCUCUCAAACAACUACUUGCUUGCCGUGCUGAAGUUAGACACCCACUUCUCCUCCCCAUCAUCAUUCUUUCUCACGACCUCUCAGCCAAGGGUGAUAAGAGACAACGUGAUGCCCGUGACUGGUUGAGACGUCUUGAAAAUGCUAUCACUAUGCGUAACGAGAUCGACGAGAGGGAAACAUAUUCAGAUUUUGACGUGGACGGGAUCAAUCGAGACCUUGUGGAGUGUCACUCUCAAGUGCUAUGGAAACGGCCACAGGCUUACCAAGAAAUUAUCAAAGAAGUCAAGGGAGCAAUGGAUAAUUUCAUGAAGUAUGUCCCUGAACAUGGCAGGAAUUCGAAAACCCUUAUGGCUUUGCACGACUCCAUGAUGGGACGAUUAGAUUUCUACAGAGUAAAGCUUACAGGGAUGGAGCACUAUAUUCAUACGACGCUAGAAAGGUUGCACAUACAGCGGCAAGCCCUGUAUAACAUUAUGGCCCAGAAAGAGUCUAAGCUCAACCUCGAGAUCGCUUCCCAACAGAGAAGAGUAGCCCACGCGACCAAGCGUGAUGGCACCGCUAUGAAAACGUUGUCUCUUCUCGGCGCUGUAUUUCUCCCUGGAACGUUCAUGGCUUCUGUCUUCAGCAUGACAUUCUUCGAUUUCAAUGUUGGCCCAAGCGACGGGGGCUCUAGUAGCUCGGGCUCUAAUGACACUUCAGGCGAUGGCGCAACGGUUUCAAAGAAGCUUUGGGUUUAUUUUGCUGUCACGGUACCGCUAACUGUCAUUAUCUUGUUAUUCUGGUACUACCUGGACCGGAAACGCGAGAAACGGUACGAGCAGGAGGACGUGGAGAUCGAGAAGGGCAUCGACAGGAUGGAGAAAGAUAUAUUGGCCAUUAUGCGCAAGAAGACAAUCAACAAAGUCACUACAUGGAAUUCCGGUGGCCACGCAGCCAGUCCUACACCGAACGGGUCGGCGAGAAGAGAGAGGCUACUUGCCAGGAAAGAUACCAGCCUGGAUGACUUUGAAUUGGUCUGA
Molecule: messenger RNA, 1560 nt
Organism: Annulohypoxylon maeteangense
Lineage: Eukaryota; Fungi; Ascomycota; Sordariomycetes; Xylariales; Hypoxylaceae
Exons: 9
Coding region: 1-1560 (519 amino acids)
Source: RefSeq, a predicted model, not a curated record